UGUUAGACUAUUGACAAGCGAUGGUAUUGGAGCUCUCCUCAGCAUCUUCGAGAUAGUAGCAUUAUCAUUGCCAAAACAGACGUUAAAGAGAUUACUUAGCGCAUCUUAGAGCGGAAGAAUUUAGUUCCUGUCUGUAACUUAAGAGAAGUUAGGAUGAGUUCCCCAGACGGGCAUUCGGAUUCUAUCGGACACCAAGACAGCAUCAGUACUUCGAUGGCGGACUCUCAACCCCCUCCGUUAUUUUUAAGAGCAUCUGAACGAUUUCCUAGGACCCCAAAAUGUGCCCGUUGUAGGAAUCAUGGAGUAGUAUCAGCGUUGAAAGGACAUAAGCGUUACUGUCGUUGGAGGGACUGUGUCUGCGCUAAGUGUACCUUGAUUGCGGAGAGACAGCGAGUGAUGGCCGCUCAGGUCGCUUUAAGGCGGCAACAGGCCCAGGAAGAAAACGAAGCUAGGGAAUUGGGCCUUCUUUACGGACCUUCUGGACUUCUUAGCAUUAACAGCGAAAGUCUACCAACACCAGAAGCACGACAUUACGAAAUGGCCAUGUACAUGCAGCCAGAUCCUACAAGGGCACCCGAUGCCAAACGUCUCCGCACAGAUUCCAGCAACGCUAGUCAAUGCAGCCAGUCACCAAGUCCAUCAGGGAAAUCUUUGGCCAGUCCAGUAGGAAGUGAUGUCGAAGACGGUGACAGGCAGAUUGUACCGGAGCAAGACAAGUCAGACUCGCCCAAGCCUUCGACUCCUACUUCUCCAGCGCGGUCAAACCAGGAUCCAGAAACGUCAUUCACUGCGCCUCCGAAAAGAGCAUUGUCAAUGUCAUCACCAGAGCGGACGGAACACAGUGAAGUCCGGUUACCCGGGACGCCGAUAUACGGUCAUGCCAGUCAUCAUACGAGUGCUAGCGUGAUGCAGGCGCUUCACAGAGACGGUCGGGACAAGCGUCCACCAAUUGAAAUGCUGAGUCGAGUGUUUCCACACAUGAAACGCAGCGUCCUUCAGUUGAUACUGCAGGGCUGUAACAAUGACGUUGUGCAGGCGAUUGAACAAGUGUUGAACAACCACUCAGAGACUGGCCCUACCCCGCCUGCGGCUCAUUCGGGCCGGAGCGCCAUCAACCACAAGCCGUACGCGACCACCGCACCAACAACAGCAACAUCUACCGUCAAGUCCGCUUUCUCUCCUAUCAACAAUGUCGGACACAACCUGAACUCUUUACAACAGUAUGCUUACGCGACGAACUCUCGCGGUUUGGCUUUUAUGCCGUACGCGCCAAACUUUUUGCCAAAUCUGCCAAUGGGGGCUGCUGCUACGGCUUAUAAUUACGGUGCUUUGGCCAGUGCUUGCUCAACGGUCAAAUCAAAUUUAUAUGGACUCAAUCCGUAUCUUUAUGGGACUCCUUCUCUAGAAAAACAAAAUGGCAGUUGCUAGGACUCAUCACAUAAACUUAGCGGACAGUAACAUUGCCAUCAACGCAGGGCUUCGGCACCAGUUCAUGAAAUGCACAUUCCGACAACCUCUGUAUAUAAAGUCUUGCUUUCCUGCAUUUCCCCUGUCGAAAGGUCAAUGUCAAGAGAGAUGCAGCAUUUCUCUGACAUCAACGUUGUUGCCGAAUUUCAUCAUGUUCUCCCAAGUCUCCCAAUUUCCUAGUUGUAGUUCUGUCACUAGUAUGAUGAUCAGGGUUUGAAAGUGUAAAUGGAAUGAUAGUAUUUAUCUGUAAAUUAUUACAUAUUAUAUAAAUAGACCUGCAUAUUGUAACGGUAAUCGUACAAAGGUGUAAAUGGUGCAUGUACAGCGUUUAUAAUGUAGUCAAUACAUGUAGUUGAGUUGCAGAAGAAGCAGAAUCUUUAGACAAUACUAAAAUAAUCAUUGAAGCGGCAGAGACCUGGUGAUAAAUGACGUCAUUAAGUCAAGCCAUCACGCCGAAAAGGAUAAGAUCUGUGCUGAUUGGCUGAUACAGAAAUAAGGAGAAUUGCCCGAUCAACAGUCAGCUUACAACGUCUCUCAGCUGCCAACAAAUCCCAUUACACAUUGAGAUUGCAGUGCAAUCGUUGAUUGAUGCUAAAGCGUCUGACGUACUGGACAGUGUAAUUUUCCAUUGAAUUCAUUGUAGAAAAUACGUUAUAGUCCGCAAUUCUUAUUACACCCAUCUUAAGAAUACUUCCCUGUCAUCCGUACAUACCAGCUGUUAAGACGGAUCAUUAAUUACCAAAAUAUUUGGUAACUAAGGUCAAACAUUUCUUUAAUGAGGUGCUAACGUUACAUUCUUGGUACACUAUCCGUUAUUCGCCACUUUGCCGAUUUCAUUAUCUAGCAAAAUAACGGAUACAAUGCCAGUCGCUGUAAUCAACAAGAAAAGGACGGCAUCACUAAGUGAAAGAAUGCACCUAAUAACAGUUACAACUUCAAUCCAUAACGGACGCUGAGAUAAAUUGGGAAUUAAAUGAAAAGACACGUUAUAAUUGCAAAAACGUUCGCUUCUUCAACUCAAUAUGCUACUUAAAGAUCUUGUUACGAUGGCUUUCUGUAGAUGGUGUCUGGCUGUUCUUCGCAGCAUUCUUAACAGAGCUUCUUGAUGAUGCGUCGAUGGGUCGGAAAGUUUCUGAAUAAUUUGAUAGUGUAUGAGUUGUCUACAUUGACUCUCGAAAUGCAUUGAUACAUGGACAUAGGGAAAUUCGAUAAAUGGUUGAUAGAUGCAGUGAACGAAUGCCAUUUAGUUGAAAGUUGAGGUCGCAACAAUGCUCUGGAAUACACAGGCAGUUUUGCGGGACAGUGUUUCUUACCAAACAUAGCUCUUCUAUCAUUUGGACAUCCAAUGUAUAGAUGACCAGGAAAUAUAUACAGGAACAAAAAAACACGUGAAAUGGAUGUCCCACACAAUUGCUUGAGUAUACACAUGCCUAACAUUCUCGUAUAAUUUGAAUUCGAGAUUAUGUCUUGCUAAGUACAUGUACAUGUACAUGUUUUACAUGUUCUUUUUGAAGAGUUGGAUCAUUUGUCUCCUGGGUGGCGGUAUUUUUGCAAACCAAUGACGUCAUCUGAGCUGGAAAUUCUAGAAAAUAGAUAUUGCGUCUAGAAGUGCCAAAAUAUUGCAAGAAAAUUAUUUUCAGUUAUGUUGCUGAUUUCAACCAGGUUGCAACGAGUUUAAAAUUAAUUUUCUUGUUUGGACGAUAGUCUUGCUGUUAGGACACGUAUUGAAGUAAGUGAUAGCAUCCAAGUUGAAAAGAUGUCCCAGUUUACUGUUUAGAUUUCCCCAAGUUUAGCGCCGGUGUCGCUUCUUAUUGUUGUGGAAGAAAGGCUAGGACAUUACGCCGGCCCAUCUCAAAAGAAAUCAACCCCAUUGCAAGAAGAUGUCAACAGACUGCGGUGAAUAUUUUAACUCUAACUAUAGUCCUGCCUGGCGUUCACCACUCCACUACUAAGUAUUGACAUUCGCGUUAUUUUAGUCACUCUGUAAAUGAUUGGAGAAACCGUGUAAAUAUGA
This is a messenger RNA of Lineus longissimus, 3481 nucleotides long. Its product is annotated as doublesex- and mab-3-related transcription factor A2-like. The coding region runs from base 154 to 1428 and encodes 424 amino acids. Lineage: Eukaryota; Metazoa; Nemertea; Pilidiophora; Heteronemertea; Lineidae. Gene Ontology annotation, molecular function: DNA-binding transcription factor activity, RNA polymerase II-specific; protein binding; RNA polymerase II cis-regulatory region sequence-specific DNA binding. Gene Ontology annotation, cellular component: nucleus. The record is from RefSeq and is a predicted model, not a curated record. The transcript has 2 exons. Gene Ontology annotation, biological process: sex differentiation; regulation of transcription by RNA polymerase II.